UAUUAAUCAUAAUACUAACAAAAUGUCAAGUGAAUCUAAAAAUCAACAUGUGUAUUUAGUAGGCUUUCAAAGCAGUGCAUUGAACAAACGAAAAUUGCCAUCUCAGCGACAAGUAUUAAGUGUUUUUUUUUAUAAUUUGAAUUUUCUCAAACAAUCUGUUCGUGAAAGCGCACGAAAUGUAUUGAAUGAGGUUAAUGACAUUUGGAGUCUUACUGGUAUACCAGUAAUUAAAUCAUGUAAUGCAAUUUCAAAAAUUGUAAGACUCCAUAACGAGUGGAUUCUAUUAAAAAAAAAUAAGUCUCGCAAUACACAAACCCAAAAGUCGAAAGAAAAACGAUUUUCUUUAAAGUUGGAUCAAAUUUUCGAUUUAGCACUCCAAAAGUCUUUUAACCAGCUCACAGAAACACAAAAAGAAUUUUUAUCAAAUGAACGUAGAGCACAUAGAUCAAGCCCUAUUAUCUUCGAAACAAAUUCACAAACAGACAGUGAUGAAGAGUUAACUCGAAGUUUUUCUGGCCUAUCUACAUCAACUGGCAGUAAAUCUUUUCCAAGUUCAGGUGAACUCAAACGUGAAAUUUCAAAUUUUGAGAAUGAGUUACCUUCUCGUCUUAGACCAAAAAAGAAAAAAAACGUGAUAGAUGAGAAACUAGUUGCGACCCUAGAUCGCACACAAACGAGCGAUCGAAUGGCUGCAUACCUAGUGAAUUCCGUUGCUAAGAACUUCGACGUGGAUGUGGAUAAGAUAAAUACUAGCAGAAGUUCUCUACGACGACAUCGCAUGCAUCAACGGCAAGCAACUGCUAAAAAUUUGAAAGAAAAAAUUAUCUUUCCAUCAUGUUUAGUAUUGCAUUGGGAUGGAAAACUUCUUGAUGAUUCAGAAAGUGUCAAAAAAGUUGAGAGAUUGCCGGUAAUAGUAACAGGACUAGAUUUUGAACAUAUUUUGGGCGUUCCCAAAUUAGUUACUGGAGACAGUAAAAAUCAAACCGAUGCCAUAAUUAAAUUAUUAGAUGAAUGGAAGAUUAAAAACAAAAUUAAGGCUUUAUGUUUUGAUACUGCUGCUGUAAAUACGGGCUUGAAUAAUGGAACAUGCACUCAGCUUGAACGUGAGUUGAACAGAAAUCUUCUUCAUUUGGGUUGUAGACAUCAUAUAUACGAGUUGGUGCUUAGAAGUGUCGCAGAAACGUGUUGGCCGGUUACAAGUGGUCCUAAUGUUGCAAUAUUCAAUCGCUUCAAAAAUAAUUGGGAAAAUAUAAAUAAAGAAGAAUUUGAGACUGGAAUUGAAGAUUCUGAAGUUGAGAUAAAAACCAGAGACAUGAAAGACGAAAUUCUACAAUUUAUUUCAAGUCAAAUCAAGGAAUAUCAGCCGCGAGCUGACUACAAAGAACUGUUGGACUUAACUUAUAUUUUUGGGAGGAACUCCAUCAAGUCACUUUGGAUUCAAGCGACCUGGAGCGAUGCACCAUGCAAGAUGAAGCAAUUUAAAGUAAAUGCCAAAGAAAUACCUCAGCUCCGAGACAUAUGUCUAUUUAUCGUUACAAUUUAUGUAAAAGCGUGGUGUCAAUGCCCUAAUGCUAUUAAAGCUCCAAAUCAGGAUUUACAGUUUUUGAAAGACAUCAUCAAGUACAAAGAUAUCAACAGAAAAAUUUCGAGUGCAGCUAUGGAUACAUUUUUAAGACACGGGUGGUACUUGUCAGAAUCUCUUGCCCCACUAUCUUUUUCGACGACUCAAUACCUCGAGAGAUUAAAUUAA
Messenger RNA from Cotesia glomerata, 1750 nucleotides. RefSeq lists its product as uncharacterized. The record is from RefSeq and is a predicted model, not a curated record. The transcript has 5 exons. NCBI's taxonomy places the organism in Eukaryota, Metazoa, Arthropoda, Insecta, Hymenoptera, Braconidae. Bases 23 to 1750 code for a protein of 575 amino acids.